This is a messenger RNA of Odobenus rosmarus divergens (Pacific walrus), 4362 nucleotides long. RefSeq names its product Rho GTPase activating protein 23 (gene ARHGAP23). NCBI's taxonomy places the organism in Eukaryota, Metazoa, Chordata, Mammalia, Carnivora, Odobenidae. Gene Ontology annotation, biological process: signal transduction. The transcript has 26 exons. The record is from RefSeq and is a predicted model, not a curated record. Gene Ontology annotation, molecular function: protein binding.
AUGAAUGGAGUCGCCUUCUGCCUGGUCGGGAUCCCGCCCCGCCCGGAGCCCCGGCCCCCUCAGCUGCCCCUGGGCCCGAGAGAUGGGUGCUCGCCUGGACGCCCCCUCCCCUGGCAGGGGCCGCAGACCCUGCUGCUGCACAAAAGUCUCCAGGAUGGCUUUGGCUUCACCCUGCGCCACUUCAUCGUGUACCCGCCCGAGUCCGCUGUGCACUGCAGCCUGAAGGAGGAAGAGAAUGGAGGCCGAGGAGGAGGAGGACCCUCCCCCCGGCACCACCGCCUGGAGCCCAUGGAUACCAUCUUUGUCAAGAAUGUGAAGGAUGACGGCCCCGCCCACAGAGCGGGCCUGCGCACAGGAGACCGGCUGGUGAAGGUGAAUGGGGAGAGCGUCAUUGGGAAGACCUACUCCCAGGUCAUAGCUCUGAUCCAGAAUAGCGAUGAUACUCUGGAGCUCUCCAUCAUGCCCAAGGAUGAAGACAUCCUCCAGCUGGCACAUUCCCACACAUCCUACCUGAAGGGGAACGAGCCGUAUUCUGGAGAGGCCGUGUGUGUGUGUGUGUGUGUGUGAAUCUGCUACCCUCGCAAGACUUAUGCCCCGCCAGGUGUGUGUGUGUGUGUGUGUGUGAUGGUGCCUGAGCCCCUCUCAGCACUGCCCAGUGACCCCCGGAGUCCUGCCGCCUGGAGUGACCCGGGGCCCCGCGUCCCUUCUGCCGCCCGCGUGUGUGUGUGUGUGUGUGUGUGGGGGAUGAGCCAGCCCCGCUCCAGCCCUGGUGCCUGUGUGUGUGUGUGUGUGUGUGUGCGGACGCCCCGUGCCUUCCCUGAGCCUGGCGGCCGGUGUGUGUGUGUGUGUGUGUGUGGCCAGCAGGCUUUGUCACACUGGCUGUCAAACCAGGUGUGUGUGUGUGUGUGUGUGUGACGGUGCCCUGCCAUGCCCCCCCGGGCCCGCAGUGGUGUGUGUGUGUGUGUGUGUGUGGUGACUGCCCACCACCCAUGGCCCUGUUCCACCUCGUGUGUGUGUGUGUGUGUGUGUGGUCAGGAAGGCUGGCACCGAGCUCGCUCAGACGACGUGUGUGUGUGUGUGUGUGUGUGUGCCGAGGCACUGGGGCCAGGAGCACUGGUGUCACGUGUGUGUGUGUGUGUGUGUGUGGCUUCCCAGCGUCCGUCUGCCCGGACCUCUGCCUGGUGUGUGUGUGUGUGUGUGUGUGCCCAGGCCCCACCCCCACCUGGUCUCCAAGGCCUGGUGUGUGUGUGUGUGUGUGUGUGCCGGAGCUACAGUCCAUCAUUCCAGCGCCGGACUGGUGUGUGUGUGUGUGUGUGUGUGCGGGACACACCCUUUGGGGGGCUGCCCACCUUCAAGUGUGUGUGUGUGUGUGUGUGUGUCCCACCGGAGGCCUCCGAACCGCCCAGGGUUGUCCGCCCAGAACCCAGCACCCGGGCUCUGGAGCCUCCCACUGAGGAUCGUCGCGACGAGGGUGUGUGUGUGUGUGUGUGUGUGACAGGCCGCAAGGUCCAGCUGCCCCCUGCAAGACAGUGUGUGUGUGUGUGUGUGUGUGAGUCCCCAGAGCCAGAGACCAGUGGGCGAGUGGAAGUGUGUGUGUGUGUGUGUGUGUGUUUGGCCACUACUGAAGACUCUCUGGCUUCCAUCCCUUUCGGCCACCUUUAUCCACCACCCGCUCUGCUUGCAGAUGAACCCACCAGCCCCAGCAUUGACCUCCAAGCCAAGCAUGUCCCUGCCUCUGCUGUGGUCUCCAGCGCCAUGAAUUCAGCCCCCAUCCUGGGCACCAGCCCAUCCUCCCCAACCUUCACCUUUGCCCUCGGCCGCCAUUACUCCCAGGACUGCAGCAGCAUCAAGGCUGGCCGCCGUUCCUCCUACCUGCUGGCCAUCACCACAGAGCGCUCCAAGUCCUGUGACGACGGGCUCAACACCUUCCGGGAAGAGGGCAGGGCUCUGAGGCGCCUGCCAAACCGAGUACCCAGCCUGCGGAUGCUGCGAAGUUUCUUCACUGACGGGUCCUUGGACAGCUGGGGCACUUCUGAAGAUGCGGGGGCUCCCUCUAAGCGCCACUCGACCUCUGACCUCUCGGACGCAACCUUCAGCGAUAUCAGGAGAGAAGGCUGGUUGUAUUAUAAGCAGGUCCUCACCAAGAAGGGGAAGAAAGCGGGCGGCGGCCUGCGCCAGUGGAAGCGGGUGUACGCCGCGCUGCGGGCGCGCUCGCUCUCGCUGAGCAAGGAGCGGCGGGAGCCCGGGCCGGCGGCGGCGGGGGCGGCGGCGGCCGUCGCAGGUGAGGACGAGGCGGCGCCCGUCUGCAUCGGCUCCUGCCUGGUGGACAUCUCCUACAGCGAGACCAAGAGGAGGCACGUGUUCCGGCUGACCACCGCUGACUUCUGUGAAUAUCUCUUUCAGGCUGAGGACCGGGAUGACAUGCUGGGCUGGAUCAGAGCGAUCCGAGAGAACAGCAGGGCCGAGGGCGAGGACCCCGGCUGUGCCAACCAAGCUCUGAUCAGCAAGAAGCUUAAUGAUUAUCGCAAAGUAAGCCAUAGCUCUGGGCCCAAAGCUGAUUCCUCCCCCAAAAUCUCUCGUGGCCUGGGGGGCCUCAAGUCUGAGUUCCUCAAACAGAGUACUGCACGUGGCCUCAGGACUCAGGACCAGCCUGCAGGGAGCAAGGAUGACAGUGCUGCCCCUCCCAAAACCCCCUGGGGCAUCAACAUCAUCAAGAAGAACAAGAAGGCAGCCCCUAGGGCUUUUGGGGUCCGGCUGGAGGAGUGCCAGCCGGCCAUAGAGAACCAGCGGGUCCCCCUGAUCGUGGCUGCGUGCUGUCGCAUUGUGGAGGCACGGGGGCUGGAAUCCACGGGCAUUUACCGAGUGCCGGGCAACAAUGCGGUGGUGUCCAGCCUGCAGGAGCAGCUCAACCGUGGGCCCGGUGACAUCAACCCGCAGGAUGAGCGCUGGCAAGACCUCAAUGUGAUCAGCAGCCUGCUCAAGUCCUUCUUCCGAAAGCUGCCUGAGCCUCUUUUCACCGAUGACAAAUACAACGACUUCAUUGAGGCCAAUCGCAUCGAAGACUCAAGGGAGCGGAUGAAGACGCUCCGGAAGCUGAUCCGGGAUCUCCCAGGACACUACUAUGAAACGCUCAAAUUCCUCGUGGGCCAUCUGAAGACCAUUGCUGACCACUCGGAGAAAAACAAGAUGGAGCCCAGGAACCUGGCCCUGGUCUUCGGGCCGACGCUGGUGAGGACGUCUGAGGACAACAUGGCGGACAUGGUGACCCACAUGCCGGACCGCUAUAAGAUCGUGGAGACGCUGAUCCAGCACUCAGACUGGUUCUUCAGCGAUGAUGAGGACAAGGGAGAGAGAACUCCUGUGGAUGACAAGGAGCCUCAGUCAGUGCCCAACAUUGAGUACCUCCUGCCUAACAUUGGCAGGACAGUGCCCCCUGGUGACCCAGGUUCCGAUUCCACCACCUGCAGUUCAGCCAAGUCCAAGGGCUCGUGGGCCCCCAAGAAGGAGCCGUACGCCCGGGAGAUGCUGGCGAUCUCCUUCAUCUCGGCGGUCAACCGCAAGCGGAAGAAGCGGCGGGAGGCGCGGGGGCUGGGCAGCAGCACCGACGACGACUCGGAGCAGGAGGCGCACAAGCCCGAGGCGGGGGCGCCGGGGGCGCGGGACCAGCCGGAGGGGCCGCUGCCGGGCGCCACCGCCGCCGCCGCCCCCGAGGCCCCCGGCCGCCUCAGCCCCCCGGCGGCGCCGGACGAGCGGCCGGCCGCGGACACGCGCUCCAUCGUCUCGGGCUACUCCACCCUGUCCACCAUGGACCGCAGCGUGUGCUCGGGCGCGGGCGGCCGGCGGCCGGGCGCGGGGGACGAGGCGGACGACGAGCGCAGCGAGCUGAGCCACGUGGAGACGGACACGGAGGCCGGCGCGGGGCCCGGGGGGCGCCCGGCGCGCCGGCCGUCCUUCAGCUCGCACCGCCUCAUGCCCUGCGACACCCUGGCGCGCCGCCGCCUGGCGCUGCGGCUGCGCCUCCGCGGCACCGCCGACGACAUGCUGGCCGUGCGGCUGCGGCGGCCGCUGUCGCCCGAGACGCGGCGGCGCCGGAGCAGCUGGCGGCGCCACACGGUGGUGGUGCAGAGCCCGCUGACCGACCUCAACUUCAACGAGUGGAAGGAGCUGGGCGGCGGCGGCCCCCCGGAGCCCGCGGGCCCUCGGGCGCACAGCGACAACAAGGACUCGGGCCUCAGCAGCCUGGAGUCCACCAAGGCGCGGGCCCCGUCGUCCGCGGCCUCGCUGCCGCCCGGGGACCCGGGGGCCCUGCAGAGCCAGCCCCCGCGCCGCUCGGCCGCCUCCCGCCUCCACCAGUGUCUGUGA